Molecule: messenger RNA, 2987 nt
Organism: Podarcis raffonei (Aeolian wall lizard)
Lineage: Eukaryota; Metazoa; Chordata; Lepidosauria; Squamata; Lacertidae
Product: leucine-rich repeat-containing protein 3-like
Exons: 2
Coding region: 823-1575 (250 amino acids)
Molecular function (GO): protein binding
Source: RefSeq, a predicted model, not a curated record
UUUAUUGGCCAAGGAAGCCGGCAUACAGCUUCCGGGUCAUGUGGCCAGCAUGAGUAAGCCGCUUCUGGCGAACCAGAGCAGUGCAUGGAAACGCCGUUUACCUUCCCGCCGGAGCGAUACCUAUUUAUCUACUUGCACUUUGACGUGCUUUCGAACUGCUAGGUUGGCAGGAGCAGGGACUGAGCAAUGGGAGCUCACCCCGUUGCGGGGAUUCGAACCGCCGACCUUCUGAUCGGCAAGUCCUAGGCUCAGUGGUUUAACCCACAGCGCCACCCGCAUCCCCUGUAUUUUAUAUAACUGACUUUUUAUUUCUAUUCUUUGUAUAUCGUAUUGUUGUUUUAUUGCUAUGGCCAAUGGCUGACGUAAACAAAGAUUCAUUCAUUCAUUCAUUCAUUCAUCCAACCAAAGCGUUUGAGAACCAAGGUACCACUGUACAGCAGAACUGAGUUGCACAAGUAUAGCUAUCCCUGCUGCUGCUGCUUCUCAUGCAGUCCAGCAGGGGCAGGCUGUCCCCUCUCGGUUCUCGGCGCUUGUGUGUGUCUCAAGCUCUUUUGCUGAUGGGCAGUAGACAGAGAAGCUGAGCCAGGAGGAUGCACUCCUAGAAUCCUGCCCCCAAGGCUUCUGCCACCUGCCCACAAGCUCCCAAAGGAAGCCCAGCAGAUGUUUCGGGUGCUACUGAGAUGGUCCCUGGAGCCACAGUCAGACCGGACCUGUUUCAGACCAGACUGACCACGAGAGCGCUGUUCACACAGGUAAGAUUCUGGGCCCUUCGCCACCUCGUGACCCCCACCACACCCAGAGAGAGAGGAGAGCAAUGCAGAGAUGCCAGCAUCGUUCUCCCUCUUCCUCAUGGUCCUGAUCCUGCACGGCGGCCUCCCCUGCCCACAGAGCUGUGACUGCCCGCCGGGGAGCGGCGUGGUGUGGUGCAACCGGAAGGACCUGGUGACCAUCCCUUUCGACAUUCCCCACGACACCCGGGUCCUCUACCUGGACUCCAACUGGAUCACCCACGUCCCCAAUGGGGCCUUCUACGGCCUGAAGCAGCUCCGGGAGCUUCACCUGGCGGACAACCUGAUUGAGAGCAUAGCGCCGGGGGCCUUCCGCGGCCUGGGCGGGGGGCUGAGGCUGCUAGACCUUUCCGGCAACCAGCUGGAGAGGAUGGAGUUUGCCCCCUUUGCCAUGCUCACCUGGGUCCGGCUAGAGCUGUACGACAACCCCUGGCACUGCGACUGCUCCCUGCAGAAGCUGGUGGAGGCUCUUCCCCUGGACGCAGAGACCGUGGAGGACGUCGUGUGUGCCUCUGCGGAGUGGGAGGAAUACACCGGGAAAACCUUAGCUCGCUUGCUCAACACCGGCGUCAACUUCUGCCUGGGCCAGCAGAGGAACACGGACCUGGCUAUGCUGCUGACCAUGUUUUGCUGGUUCGCCGUGGUCAUCACCUACGUCAUCUACUACGUCCGACGCAACCAAGCGGAAUCCCGACGCCACUUGGAGUAUCUCAAGUCUCUGCCCCUGCCCAGCAAGCAGGCCAGCCCGGAGGAGCUGGAAGAAGACACCCUCAGCACCAUUCUCUGAGAACCGAGGGUUUUGAGGAGCACCCCCCCAAACAAACAGAAACUGCUUUGAAAAUGGUUAUAAAACUUAACUGUUGUCAGCUUCUUCCUAUCAAGAAACUUGGGAAUUAGGUGUGUGAGUGAGGACCUUGGUGGGUUGGUUCCCCCUUAAAACGGCCUUUGGACCCCAGUUCUCGCUUCCCUAACCCUAUGACCUCCUAGCAAAUGAAAGAGGGCCAACCCCAUAUGCCUUCAGGGGAUGCUGGUUGGAAGCCAAAAAUGAGUUGCUUAAAAUCCCAUUUCCCCCUUCUGCACAAUACAUUUUUUUCUGAAUUACAGGCUGCAUUGCUCCUAUGCAGCAAACCCAACCCCGCCCCUCGCAGAGUCCUCAAGCUUCUCUUUCCCCAUUUGCCAGGGAUUUAGGCAAAGAUAUUACAGCUUAAUGCUAGGGGGAUUAACCAUGAAACAAUCAUAAGUCCCUGUUCUCUUAAUCCCUUAUUUUGACUGGGGCGUUCCUGCCCCAUCUGUUCUGCUGCAGCCACUUCCCUUUCAGUGGCUUUUUCUGCCUCCUUCCAGUCCCCUUUUCUCCACAUUUGUGUGGCAGGGAAACCUGCAGACGGAACAGCUGCAUUUAAUCCUGCCUCUUUGGUGACUGCAGAACGUAUAUACGAAGUCAGAGCUUUGGGUCUAUCUAGUUCAGUGUCGUCUACACUGGCUGGCAGCACCUCUCCAGGGUUUCAACUGGUUAUGAGUGGCUCUCCAGUGCUCCAAGCAGGGUUCUCUCCCAAUGCUACCUGGAGAUGGAUUCAGCCUGAGACCUUCUGCAUGCAAAGCAGUUGCUCUACUGCAGAGAUGCUCUACUGCUUUCUCCUUUCUGGGCUGCAGCUAAGAAACCUGUUUCCAAACACACAUUUUCCCCACUCGUACUUUACAUUUUACAGACACACACUUUAAUCAACUUGGACCAGAGCUUCAAAUGAAAGCAGUGUGUGUAAAUAAGGUCUCCACUUUCCAGGUUGUAAGAAAUCAAUUUUCACAAGCAGUCAUCACUAUAAAGACGCAGAGACUGCGUGGUUAUUCAGUCCCAUUCCAAAAAUGCAAAGUGUUUUCUGCAGAGGAGCAGAGGCUACUCAAUGGGAGCUUCCAUGGAAAAGACCCUCCAAACUCAGGAAGUUAGGAGAUUUAAGAACCCAUAAAACGGCCACUUUUUAUUUCAGUAUCAAAAAGGAAGUUGAACCCCAUAGCUGGGAUGGCUAAAAGAUUCCUGCAUUGCAGGAGGAAUAGAUGGUCCCUUGUGGUCCGUUCCAACUCUACAAUUCUAUGAUUCACAUUUCUUGGGCCUGAAACAGAUUUAAGGCAGGCAAUCUCUUUACAAUCAGGUACUCUUGUAAGCAUUCCAGAUCCUUAUACUUUGAACACAGAUAGCAGGCAGGU